Fusarium venenatum is the source of this 1509-nucleotide messenger RNA. The record is from RefSeq and is a predicted model, not a curated record. NCBI's taxonomy places the organism in Eukaryota, Fungi, Ascomycota, Sordariomycetes, Hypocreales, Nectriaceae.
AUGCCGAGAGGCCUCGACUGCGUUGCAGUCGUAAACGACCCUGUCUCCAAUACUUUGGAAAGCCAUUAUGAACCACUUGGUAGUUACAUAGAGGAUGGUCGGCCUCGUCGUGUCUCCUCGGUGGUUGUACAUGAUGCCGCGCUGGCUGAGGAGUUAGCGAAUCUCUAUUUUCGGUAUAUACACAUUACAUUUCAUAACAUCUUCCAUCGCGAAACUUUCAUGGCUCAAGUCAGAGACUCUUCUAUCCCGAAGAUUCUGUUCUUUGGCAUUGCAAGUCUGUCAGCGCGUUACUCGACUCAUCGCGUCUUUGCAUCUACCACGCCGUGGGACAGGGGAAGACCGUAUCGGGACGAGAUCAAGAGAUUGCUCGAUUUGGAGCAUACUUCAUUAAUUAGUAUCCAAGCUUGUCUAUUGCUCGCAGCAAAUGCUUCGGUCGAAGGAGAUUCUAGAACGGAGUCGGUCUAUCACGCAAUUGCUUCUCGCAUGGCCAUGCUGUUGGAUCUUCCAAACUUACCAACCGAGUCUCUUCUCGAGCAGGAAAUCAACAGAAGAGUAUGGUGGUCUCUUAUCACAACCGAGACAUGGUCAACUGCAACCCAAUCUCUCCCUAGGUUUAUACAACCACGGGACGCCAUCCCGUUGCCUAUGGACGAGCGCGAAUUUGCUUUGUUAACCCGUGAUACACCAGCAGCGUCGUUUGAACCGUCAAAUUGUGUAUCACCUGCUUGCAACUUCGAUCCUCAAUCUUUGGUCGCACAGAUGAUCCGACUUAACCUCUUGCUUUAUGAUAUAAUCCUCUUUCUCAACUCCCGAAUGAUGGAUGAACAAGGCGAACAUUCAAUCAUCAGAGAAUACGAUCAUCGGCUUCACGACUCUCUCGAUGAGUGGGCUAGCAAUAUACCUCCAAGACUUCGUUAUUCUGAUGAGAAUGUGACAUAUUGGGCUGGCAAGGGCUUCGGUGCCAUUUUUAUUAUACUGCAUAUCAAUUACAAUCAUGCUGGCCAACUACUAUUCUACCAACACCUGUACUCUACUCAAGAACAGGAUCAACUUGAUGACUUGACACAACAAUUUGCCGAGCGAUGCAAACAGCACGCAACAAAUCUAUGUGACCUCAUCUACAAGGCGAAGCAGCGAUCAGACACGGCCGUUCUGUAUCCGCUUGCUGGGCAUAUUCUAUGCCUGGCUUCCACAGUCCAAAUCCACACACUUCUCUUCGAAAUCGACGAUGAUGAGAUCGCCGCAGCUAAGAUGCGGUUAGAAAGAAAUUUCGAGAUGAUUUCAUCAAUGAACAACUACUGGCCUAUGAACCAUAUAUCUAUCAGCCGGUUGCAGCAUUUUCAUAAUGCCUGUCUUCGGAGCAAAAACGACUCAUUUCGUCCAGACGGUUGGAUGCUUCGAUUCUUAUUAGGCUUUACGCAGUAUGUUGAUGAUAGGGAUGAAGUUUGGACGUAUGGUCAUGGGGCGCUAAGCGAAUUCCAGUCCCUGAGAAAUCUCUUUGCUAUUUAG